Messenger RNA from Dermacentor andersoni, 3491 nucleotides. It is a transcript of the gene Prosalpha7, whose product is annotated as proteasome alpha7 subunit. NCBI's taxonomy places the organism in Eukaryota, Metazoa, Arthropoda, Arachnida, Ixodida, Ixodidae. Gene Ontology annotation, biological process: ubiquitin-dependent protein catabolic process. Gene Ontology annotation, cellular component: proteasome core complex; proteasome core complex, alpha-subunit complex. The record is from RefSeq and is a predicted model, not a curated record.
GCGAUUAUAUUGACGCCUUAGACGUUCUAUAGCUUUAUCACUUUAACUUAACUUCAUAGUAAACUUUAGAGUACCUUUAAACAUAAAAGUUUGCCACCCUCCACGCACUUCAUGCCGUGCAUACAUCGUCGCAGGCCGCAAUGUCAGCGACAUCAACCGUGAUUGGGCGAAAGUCGUGGUGAAGCGCGGCGUUGCUUACGGAAUUUGCCGGCCUCUUUGUGUUAAGAAAUUUCGACAAGAGCCCAGUUUUACCGUUAACGGGCAGCGAUGAGUUCGAUCGGAACGGGCUACGAUCUAUCGGCGUCGCAAUUCUCGCCGGACGGGCGCGUCUUUCAGGUGGAGUACGCUCAGAAGGCGGUCGAGAAUAGCGGCACGGCCGUAGCCCUGCGAGGCCGCGACGGAGUCGUUUUUGCCGUCGAGAAGCUCGUUACGUCGAAGCUGUACGAGGCUGGAGCUAACAAGCGCAUUUUCACCGUCGACAAGCACGUAGGAGUGGCUGUUGCGGGGCUCCUCGCGGACGCCAAGCAGGUGGUGGAGACAGCACGUGUGGAAGCAUCCAACUACCGCUCUGAGUAUGGUUCAGCCAUCCCGCUAAGCUACCUGAAGGACCGCGUUGGGCUGUACAUGCAUGCGUACACCCUGUACAGUGCUGUGCGUCCCUUUGGCUGCGGCGUGCUUCUUGGCAGCUACGACACGGAUGGACCACAGCUCUUCUGCAUUGAUCCAUCGGGCACAUCAUGGGGCUACUUUGGAUGUGCCAUUGGCAAGGCACGACAAGCUGCCAAGACCGAGAUGGAGAAGCUGAAUUCAAAAGACCUGGACUGCAGGCAGCUCAUUAAGGAAGCGGCCAGGAUUAUCUACGUUGUCCAUGACGAGGUCAAGGACAAGAACUUUGAGCUGGAGCUCAGCUGGGUCUGCAAGGAGUCUGAUGGGCAACACGAGUUUGUGCCCAAGGAUGUCUACCAUGAAGCGGAAACACAUGCCAAGACUGCACUUGAAGAAGAAUCGGACACAGAUGAUGAAAUGUGAUAAGUUGCUCACCAGUGAGGCAGGGAAUUAAAGAAAAAUAAAAGCUCUUGGCCAUAAACAAGCAAAGCAUGCUUGCAAGGUUGCUUCCAUACAAAUAGAAGCAACCUUGUAUGCUGUGUAACAGGUCUUGGCAGCCCUUUGACGCAGCCGACCACUGGUUAUUACAGUUCAUCUGCAUGUGCAGGAGCCGAUUUGUGAUGUCAACUGCAGGUGUAAAAUCAACACGGUUCUCAAUAUUUAAGUGUCUUAAUGUAUGAGCUGAGCAUGAAAGGGCAUAAAUGUAAUCCAAUGAGGUUCUUUCUUAAGACAUUUUGUAUCGGUAGAGCUACAAGGAACUUUGCUGGUCUAGCGUGCUGGAGGGUGCAACGGUACUUGCAGGUGAUGUCUCACUUAAUUUUUUUAUCUAGCAUUCAACUUUAUGCACUCAAUUGUCAUUUUUCUUGCUGCUAUGCUUCACCUUUGCUUUUUAGGUGUUUGCUUUGUGUAUGGUUAUGCUCCGACUGUGAUGGCUCAGUGGUUGUAUUCUGCUGUCACCGAUGAGGUUACAGGUUAAAUUUCAGGCCAUGGCUGCUGCAUUGUGAUGAGAGCAGAAUGUAGACCUGCUCUUGUCCUGUGCUUUCACUGAGCAUUAAACAAACCCGAGUGGUUAUAACCGAGCCGAGGCUCUCCACCUAAGGUUACCAAUCGUACCGAAUUUAGCAGGACUCCAGAUUUUUGUGUACAUGCCCUGUGUCCCGACUUGAACUAGUCGAGAUGACCAACUACUGGACUAAUGGAUAAAAAUAAAUAAGUCCGAUUUCUUUUUAUAAUGCCUGACAGCUUCUUUACACAUCCUUUGUGUUAUGUUGUGUUGUCACAAACAUAAAGGAUGUUUCAUUUUUGUCGUUCUUCUGGUUCUAUUGUAGGCCCUAACCAUUACAGUACAUCUGUAUGUUCUGGCAGCCAUUUUGGGCAACUAUACUGCAUCUUUUAAAUCGCGACCCGGUAGGACUAAGAAAAUUUGUUCACCUUUGUUGCACGUACAGACUGGCAGCUCCUGCCACUGCCAGAGUCGGUUGUUGCCAGCCUCCCCCAUUCCCCUUCCUCGCCCCUCGUCCUGACUUCAUCCACUCGAGAGUUGGCAAUGCUAUCUCCACUACAGUGUCUAUCAUAUACCCUGUGCUGCUCAAAGGGAGCGAUCUUUAAGGACCCAGUUCUUGCGGCACGACAAAAAGCUUAUGCUCGGAGGUGUUUGUACCUGCAGCGGUUACAUUGAAAAGCACAUGAACAUUUACUAAGCAGAAUUUUUCAAUCCGAGUAAUCUCUAAAAACGUAGGAGUCCGAGCACAGCAAGAUUGAGAAGUGCUAGCGAUGCUGGUAGCCUGCUUCGCGAACUAAGAAAACAGAAUGAUGGCCGGCUUUCAUAGGAGUGAGUGCAACUUUCGUUUACCAUCUGCAUUUUGACCUUUUCAGCCACUUUAGAAAAUAAAGUGCUGCUGCAACAAGUCAGCGUUGCUGUACAGAGAUUAGAUUUCUAUUGCUUUUUUUUUCAUAAGUACAUACCUUUGUCAUGGCUUGCUCCAAUGUCCUGAUUCUGCUGAUAGACAAGCCAACUCAUCCAAAAUGAAAGUAUGUUUCUUGCUCAUGACGGCGUGGUAACACCACGCGAUUUAGUGUGUUCACAUUCGGAAACAUGCGGUUGCUCAAAAGCCUCGGUGAUUUUGAAAUUCUAGUGCUCAUGCGAGAGCAGUACCUACACUCGUAAGAACAAGCGCUUAACCACAGUUUCCAUGGACAACGGCAGCGAAAGCGAUCACCCAGAAUUUGAAAAUCCCCCAUCACUACAUGCCGUUGCGCGAGGCAGCACCAGUUUUCUACUUGCAACAAUCGAAGGGUUAGCUGCGCAUUGUAAGUUACAAAAAAAAUUUGGAAAAAUACAGCAUCGCAUUUCAAUAUUACAAAAGAAAAGGCCCAGGAACUGCGUACGCUAAUGCAAGGCAACUAGAUAGGGCAUCCUAUGUGUUAGAUUUUUGCCAUGCUGAGCACCAAACAUUAUUUUUUGCGACUGGUUGUGAAUUCAAAAUAGAAAUCUUGGUUUACUGAGGAAAAUUCAAUAAGUAGAAGAGACAAUCUCAAUCAGUGGGAAUAUCUCGAUUCAUGUUCUCAACGGUUGUCUGUACCUUUAAGUAUGUUGAAGCUAACAAUCCAUCAACCAUUAUUUUCACUAUGGCUCGACAUCACUAAGUUUGUACCAAGCCUGUUAAUAGUUAGUGUUAGCAAACAUUGACUAACAUGUUGCUUGAAGAAUGGUGGUAGCUCCAAAAAGUGGGAUGUAAAGGCAAGCAAUUUUUUGUGUAAAGUGGUAAGCCCUCUGCCGAGUGAAUGUCGUGUUCACUUCAGCUUUUUGUGACAUUACUUAUGGUGGGUUUGUGCGUAAUGUUUGGAAAGUGCUUUGGGCCACAUUACAUCGAUUUUGCAACAUA